Messenger RNA from Symbiodinium pilosum, 876 nucleotides. Lineage: Eukaryota; Dinophyceae; Suessiales; Symbiodiniaceae. The record is from the annotation of a GenBank genome assembly.
AUGAAUAUUGUGGAAUCAUUAAAGAACUUGGUCCCGAACUUAGCAAGAAGCUCUGAAGUGACAGGUCUGAAGGUUGGCAGCCGCGUGACUGGAGAAGGUCAUAUCACAUGCGGUGUAUGUCGAAACUGCCGAGCAGGCAGACGGCAUUUAUGUAGAGAAACCGUGGGCGUUGGCGUCAACCGUCCUGGUGCUUUUGCCGAGUAUCUCUGCCUCCCUGCCUACAAUGUCUUCCAGCUCAGCCAGGGCGUGUCGGACGAUGUGGCUAGCUUCAUGGAUGCUUUGGGCAAUGCCACCCAUACUGCCUUGAGUUUUGAUUUGGUAGGUGAGGAUGUGCUUAUUACAGGAGCUGGACCCAUAGGGGUCAUGGCUGCUGCAAUCUGCCGGCACGUUGGUGCCCGGCAUGUGGUUAUAACUGAUAUCAAUGACUACCGCUUGGACCUUGCCAUGAAGUGUGGUGCGACCAGAGCCAUCAAUGUUGGCGGAGGUGAUCCCACCGAGAGGCUCCGGCAAGUGAUGCGCGAGCUCAAGAUGACGGAGGGCUUCGACAUUGGCUUAGAAAUGUCAGGAGUUCCCAGUGCUGUGCACUCCAUGCUGGAAACUCUGAAUGUUGGCGCUCGCGUGGGCCUCUUGGGCAUACCGUCAAAGCCCUUCCAAAUAAACUGGGACCAUGUGAUCUUCAAGGGCCUCGAGAUCAAGGGGAUCUAUGGCAGAGAGAUGUUUGAGACGUGGUAUAAAAUGCAAAGCAUGUUGGUUGGCGGUCUUCAAGACAGAGUUGCGCCUGUCAUAACACACAGGUUCUCGGUUGAUCAGUACCAAGAUGGCUUCGACGCCAUGUUAUCUGGACAAGCAGGAAAAGUCGUCCUGAGUUGGCAGUGA